Messenger RNA from Calypte anna (Anna's hummingbird), 1378 nucleotides. It is a transcript of the gene ID2, whose product is annotated as inhibitor of DNA binding 2. Bases 121 to 525 code for a protein of 134 amino acids. The transcript has 3 exons. Gene Ontology annotation, cellular component: cytoplasm; nucleus. Gene Ontology annotation, biological process: cell differentiation; circadian regulation of gene expression; negative regulation of transcription by RNA polymerase II. Lineage: Eukaryota; Metazoa; Chordata; Aves; Apodiformes; Trochilidae. The record is from RefSeq and is a predicted model, not a curated record. Gene Ontology annotation, molecular function: protein dimerization activity; transcription regulator activity.
AGAGCGAGGUUUGGCAGUGCCCGGAGCGGGAGGGGAGUGCGAGCGAACCGCAGCCUUCGCCGCCGAGCCGCUGUUAUUUUGUCUGUCUGCUGAAACCGGUCUCAACACUCACCUUACAAUAUGAAAGCCUUCAGCCCGGUGAGGUCUGUGAGGAAAAACGGUCUCUCGGACCAUAACCUGGGCAUCUCGCGGAGCAAAACCCCCGUGGAUGAUCCCAUGAGCCUUCUCUAUAACAUGAACGACUGCUACUCCAAGCUGAAAGAGCUAGUGCCAAGUAUCCCGCAGAACAAGAAAGUGAGCAAGAUGGAAAUCCUCCAGCAUGUCAUCGACUACAUCCUGGACCUGCAGAUAGCCUUGGACUCCCACCCCAGCAUCGUCACCCUCCACCACCAGAGACCGGGGCAAAAUUCUUCCUCCAGAACUCCUCUGACCACCCUAAACACAGACAUCAGCAUCCUAUCCUUACAGGCGUCCGACUUCCCUUCGGAGCUCCUGUCAACCGACAGCAAAGCACUUUGUGGCUGAAUCACACGGUGUUCCACUGAUCAGGUUUUUUUUUCUUUGCACAAGAAAACGUCUACAGGAUGAUUUUUUUUCUUUUCUUUUCUUUUUCUUUUCUUUUUUUUUUUCUUUUUUUAAUUUUUUGAGGAGCUGAACUUAUUUUUCAGCUGUUAUCUGGAGGGGAAAAUCCACAUCUUAACUAAAAAAAAGGACCUUUAAAAAAUAAUAAAAAUUCAAGAUCUUUAUCCCCACCCCGUUCUUCAACUUGGACUGAACCUAGUUAUUUAUGAAGAGACUCUUUAAAUACCCUUUCCCUAGUUGGAAGGCUUCCUUUAUAUACUAUUCCCAACGUGGGGAGCGAAACAAAAUCUCGCAAGGAGUUGCCCGUUUUAAAGCAGACUUUGCCUUUUUUUUCCAAAGGUGGAGCGUGAGUACCAGAAGGAUCCAGUGUUCAGCUUUUUAGAAAAGUCUUGUGGUCAAAAGUUACCUUUUUGACACAAACCUAGGACUGAAUGCUGUGUAUAUAUUUAUAUAUAAAUAUAUAUAUAUAUAUGAGUGAAACUUUGUGAACUCUUUAAUUAGAGUUUUCUUGUAUAGUGGCAGAAAUUCACAUUUCUGCAAAAAGUGUAAUGAUGUACUUAAUCAUGCUAAACUUUUUAUAAAAGUUUAGUUGUAAACUUAACCCUUUUUAUACAAAAUAAAUCAAGUGUGUUUAUUGAACAGAUUGCUUGCUUUAUUCUUUGGGGACCAACUGUUUGGUUUUGAUUUGUGUUGUUUUAUUAUCUUUUUAAGUUCUUAUAAAUUCUGUUAUGACUUAACCAAGUAAAAACUCAAAUAUGUAGAAAAUAUAAAGAAUAAAAUUACAUGAAGUGAAUAA